This is a messenger RNA of Brassica oleracea var. oleracea, 1089 nucleotides long. RefSeq lists its product as uncharacterized. The record is from RefSeq and is a predicted model, not a curated record. Gene Ontology annotation, molecular function: catalytic activity. Bases 1 to 1089 code for a protein of 362 amino acids. NCBI's taxonomy places the organism in Eukaryota, Viridiplantae, Streptophyta, Magnoliopsida, Brassicales, Brassicaceae. The transcript has a single exon.
AUGACUGUCUCUGUUCAGUAUCCUGACUCUCCUUCAUUCUCUGUUACUGCAGUCUACGCAGCUAAUAAUGUGGACGAGAGAAGAGAACUCUGGAAAAAUCUUGUCGAUACUCAGGCGUUAUUGUCCCUUAACCUCUCAUCCUGGAUUAUCGGUGGGGACUUUAACGAGAUAACCCACUGUGCAGAGCACUCUGAAACUACGUUCAACCAGAUAACCCCACACAUGAUUGAGUUGUCUGCCUGCUUUGAAGACUUGGAAGUUCGGGACUUGAGAUAUCAUGGGCCUCGAUUUACCUGGACAAAUAAACAGCCGGACGAUCCAGUUGCUAAAAAUUUGGAUAGGAUUUUGGUUAAUGAACACUGGCUUCAAGCUUUCCCACUCUGCCAAGCCUACUUCUCGGCUCCUAUUAUCUCUGAUCACUCUCCAGGACUUGUAAAACUUGACUGUGGAAAACAAGUGGCUGGAUCCAAACCGUUUAAAUUCUUUAACUACCUGGUAAGGCAUCCAGACUUUCGCUCAACCAUUGAGGCAGGUUGGGAAAUUUCACCCGAAGAUUCCUGGACACUCUCUUCUCUGAGUAAAAAACAGAAGCUCCUGAAGAAGUUCCUCAAAUCCCUCAACAAGGACAACUUCUCAGACAUUCAGAAAAGAGUGAGAGAGACUGCUCUUUUACUGCAAGAUCUCCAAGUAAAUUCUCUGACUAACCCCUCAGAAUCAUCUUUUCAAGCCAAGAGAACCUGCAGAGAUAAGUUGUCUUUUCUAAAGACUAUUGAGGAGUUUUUUUUUCACCAAAAGUCCAUAAUUAAAUGGCUUCAGCUUGGAGACCAAAAUACGGGAUUUUUCCAUAAAAUUGCAAAGGCAAGAAACUUCUACAACGCCAUCCACUCUCUUUUGGAUCUUCAAGGAGUAGUUGUCUCCACGCCUCAGGAAGUCGGAAACCUGGCUGUCUGUCACUUUAAAGCAAUUUUAAGACCUCCUCUCACGGCAGUAACUCCACAUCUCCUGCCUUUGGUUCAAUUCUUCACUGUCUACCAUUGCUCUGAAGAUAUGAGGCUUACACUGGCAAAAAUUUCUUCAAUGAGAUUAUGA